GGACCCCCGGAGCCGCCCCCGAGCCCCCCCGGAACCCCGCCGGGACCCCCCGAGCCGCCGAGCCGCCCAGAUUUUGCGGACUGAAUCCGGAGCAGCUUCGGGACCCACCGAGACCCCCAAAGGAGCAGCCACCCCGGGAGCCCCCAUGGAGCAGGACGAGCCAGACGUGGUGGAGCUGCAGGACUCGGACGAGGGGGACGUGGUCCGGAGGGUCUUCAUUGCCGACGACGGCAUCGUGAGCGACGGCGAGGCCGAGGUGCUGCCGCAUGAGAUCAUCCGCACGGUGAUCCCGCACAGCCCCCUGCGGCCCCCCGCGCCCCGCGGCACCCCCGGCCCGGCCCCGGGGGGCUCCGAGGAGGGCGGGGGACGGCGGGGCGGCGGCCGCCAGCGCCCCUUCAUCUGCAACGAGUGCGGCAAGAGCUUCAGCCACUGGUCCAAGCUGCUGCGGCACCAGCGCACGCACACGGGCGAGCGGCCCAGCACCUGCGGCGAGUGCGGCAAGAGCUUCUCGCAGAACUCGCACCUGGUGCAGCACCGCCGCACCCACACCGGCGAGAAGCCCUACAGGUGCGGCCACUGCGGCAAGAGCUUCUCCUGGAGCUCCAACCUCAUCCAGCACCAGCGCAUCCACACCGGCGAGCGCCCGUACGGCUGCGCCGAGUGCGGCAAGAGCUUCACGCAGAGCAAGAACCUCAUCAAGCACCAGCGCACCCACGCCGGGCCCGGGGCGGCGCGGCCGCGGCGCUGCGCCCACCCUGCCGGCACCCCCAGGGCGCUGAAGGGGCCGCGGGCGGGGGGCGAGGCCGAGGGGCCCGAGGGCGGCGAGGGCGGCCACGGGCAGGAGCCGCUGAUCUGCGUGGAGUGCGGGGAGAGCUUCGCCCGGAGCGCCGCGCUCAGGAGGCACCGCCGGGGGCACCGCCCGCUCUUCGUGCCCUGAGGGGACAGCGUGGGGACAGUGGCACGGCCAUGGGGACAAUGGCAUGGCCCACGGGGACAGUGGCACCGCCCGCUCUUCGUGCCCUGAGGGGACAGUGUGGGGACAGUGGCACGGCCUGCUCUUCGUGCCCUGAGGGGACAGCGUGGGGACAGUGGCACGGUGUGGGGACAGUGGCACGGCCGUGGGGAUGAUGGCACCGCCCGCUCUUUGUGCCCUGAAGGGACAGCGUGGGGACAGCGGCACCGCCCGCUCUUCGUGCUCUGAGGACCAUGUGGGGACGGUGGCACAGCCAUGGGACAGUGGUACCACCUGCUCUUCGUGCCCUGAGGGGACAGCGUGGGGACAGUGGCACAGCUGUGGGGACAAUGGCAUGGCCCAUGGGGACAGUGGCACCACCUGCUUUUCAUGCCCUGAGGGGACAAUGUGGGGACAGUGGUACCACCUGCUCUUUGUGCUCUGAGGGGACAUUGGGACAGUGGCAUGGUGUGGGGACAAUGGCACUGCCUGCUCUUUGUGCCCUGACGGGACAAUGUGGGGACAGUGGCACCGUCUGUGGGGACAGUGGCAUCGCCCAUGGGGACAGUGGCACCGACUGCUCUUCAUGCUCUGAGGGGACGAUGUGGGGACAAUGGCACCGCAGCGUAGUGACACAAGGACAGUUGGACAAUGCUCUGGCAGCCUCUGCUCUUGGUGCCCUGUGGGGACACGGUGCCACCACGCCAGGGGACAUGGGGAGUGUUUAACGGGCAGGACAGAGCUGGGGUCACACAAGCUGUGCCACAGGUGAGGGGACGGGGUGACACCAAGCUGGGAGACAGUGGGGGGGCACCAGGACAUGGACAGGACAGAGUGACACAGAGCUGAUGUCCCCAAGUUCACCCCGUGUCACCCUCGGUGCCCCUCACUGUCCCCCUGUGUCUGUGCCACAUCCCAGAGGUGUAAAUAGGGGAAAAGGCGGGGGGGGACACGAGGGUGGGACC
Molecule: messenger RNA, 1917 nt
Organism: Hirundo rustica (Barn swallow)
Lineage: Eukaryota; Metazoa; Chordata; Aves; Passeriformes; Hirundinidae
Product: zinc finger protein 787-like
Exons: 4
Coding region: 146-937 (263 amino acids)
Biological process (GO): regulation of transcription by RNA polymerase II
Molecular function (GO): DNA-binding transcription factor activity, RNA polymerase II-specific; RNA polymerase II cis-regulatory region sequence-specific DNA binding
Source: RefSeq, a predicted model, not a curated record